Penaeus monodon (black tiger shrimp) is the source of this 4499-nucleotide messenger RNA. RefSeq lists its product as uncharacterized. The coding region runs from base 96 to 731 and encodes 211 amino acids. Gene Ontology annotation, molecular function: protein binding. The transcript has 5 exons. The record is from RefSeq and is a predicted model, not a curated record. Gene Ontology annotation, biological process: signal transduction. Lineage: Eukaryota; Metazoa; Arthropoda; Malacostraca; Decapoda; Penaeidae.
AUGAAAAUAUUUCCUUAAAGAUAAGAACAGUAUUUCCCUUUGCCUUAAUUCUGAAUAUUUUUUUAGGCUUAUUCUCUGGACUUCACUGCAGAAGGAUGGAGUUCUCCAACUUGAAGCAAGAGAUCUGUGCCACAUGGCUGCAGCUGAACAGUGAGCAGAUGACACAAAUCAGAAUAACACUCCUUGAGCUGUCGAGCUCCAUUUCACAUGAGAUUCCGCGGAUGAGAGAAAUUACAAGGUGUUCAGACUUUGCCAGUUCCUUGAGGUUGCUGGAGAAAUGGAAGCUUCUGACUCCCCUGAAAGUGGAUGUAAUACUCCUGUUGACCGAGCAAGUGGGAGCCCACACAGAGAUGGUGCGGGAGAAGAUCCACCAGUAUAAGAAGCUGGCCAUGCCCUCCAUUCCCCCUGUGCACCAUGGCUUAGAACAGAGGGGCAGCUUCACCCCAUCAAACCAUGUGGCAAACUCUCGACUGGAUCAAGUGUACGAGUACAUCAGCGAGAAUCACGGUGGGCGGUGGGCUGACAUUGGCCGUAGCCUUGGCCUGUCUAGCCUUGUGAGUGAGCUGCAGAGGGAACCAGGCCUCAGACAGAAGGACAAAGUAUAUCAGUUGCUGGAGGAAUACAAUAGAAACAUGGAUGGAGACCCUAUUGCAGGCAUCCUUCGUGCACUAGAGUCCUGUGGCUUGAAACGGCAGCGUAAUAGUAUUGUACGGGAUAUUUUGUCUAACUGAAGCCCAGGUACUUGUCUUUGUGCCAGAGUCGGUGAUACUUAAAUAAUGUUCCACUGUUCUUACUAUUCUUAUUGGAAUUGGAAUUAUAUUAGUUAUCACUGUUAUUACUUUUGUUGUCACUCCCUAACUAGAUCUUUCUUCUGUUGCUUUAUUUUACUGUAGUAUUUAUUAUUUUUAUGCUUAUUUAAAGUAAAAGCCACCAGAAUGGGCUUUCUCCUUUUUAUCUGUUUGUAUUAAAUAAGUUUGUGCUUUAAGAAAAAAUCAAAAGGAAGAAUCACCUUAUCUGUGAUCUUAAAGAUCUGUCUUAGAGGCCAAUUUAGAGAUAUUUUAUAAAUGUGUAGACGUAUAUUCUUUAUUUUUAUACUGUUAGCAAGUUAAUGUUUUAUACACUGUACCUGUAGAAUAUGACUUUGAAUUUGAAAAUUCUAUUGUUUUUUAACAUGAUUCCAACUCAGUAUGAACAGGUGAAGGAAUGGUAAAAGUGUGUAGGGUAGAGCUUUCAAAACUUGUCUAGAUUGUUAUGAUGAUGUUGGAAUUUGUAUCAGAAUAUACAACAGGGUGAUGUGUACAACAAGAUGUAUUUCUUGUGUUUGAGAUAUGUCAUAAGUGUUAUCCAGUUUUCUCUGAUAAAAAGAUAUCUGUAGGAUAAUCAUGUAACCUGCCAGCCCAAAUAAGAUCCUCAUCAGUUGCCACUACCAAAUUGCCAUUUGUCUUAUUAUUAUUUUUUUACUGUUUCAAAUAAUCUUUAGAUAUUGUACAUAGCAUACUAGUAAAACCUGAUUAUGUAUACCAGAAUUACAUCUCUUGACUUUUGAUUUUUCAGUGCUCCAUAUAUACCUAUUUUUAGUGCAUGCGUGUGUGUGUGUGUGUGUGUGUGUGUGUGUGUGUGUGUGUGUGUGUGUGUGUGUGUGUGUGUGUGUGUGUGUGUGUGUGUGUGUGUGUGUGUGUGUGUGCGUGUGCGUGUGCGUGCGUGUGUGCGUGUGUGUGUGUGUGUGCACAUUGUACAUGAAUCAGUCUACAAGAGGUGCUCCUAAGAGCAACCCGUGUGUGUAGAAACAAACAGGUAUUCUGUGAUGUACCCUACAUAUCAUUGGUAUGGAAUUAUGUUAAUCCCUUUAUAAUUUUUAGCAGUAUGUUUUUUAUAGGAUAUCAUAAUCAUACCUUAGUUCUGUAUUUUAUUAUUACAAAUACUCAUAUAUAAUUUGAUUGACAUGUAUGAAUAUUAUCUUUGUAAAAGAUCAUGAAUAAUGGAUGAAAUUAAGACAACUGUGAAAGGCUAGUAAAACUGCCAUAUUCAACAUAAAACUAUUUAAGAGCAAGCAGAGACUCAGUUUCUCUUGCUAAUUCAGCAAUAUUCUCACUGGUCUAUGGCAGUCUAUAAACUAAAUCAACAUAUUAUUUUAUGUGAAAGUGUUGGAAUGCGUGUGAUUUGUUACCCUUUCCACCCACAGGUGACAUUAAUGUAUUCUUAGAAACAAGAACAAAAUAUUAAGAAUAAACAGUAAGUGAGGAAUAAAUUAUUAUUAUACUGACAUAGUAAAAACAUUAUUACUUGAAUAAAUAACUGCUCCAUUUCUUUUACUGAGGCAAAGAUGCAUUUGCCAGAAUGGUGAUGACUGAUGACAGGGUGACAGAUUGGUGCUGAUAAUUAAUUGUGUCAUAGCCCUACUCCUGUGCCAAUAUGGUCACAGAGCGGAGUUGAAUUUGAAAAAUGUAGCAUAAAGUGCCAUCUACAAACAGUCAGUCAAUAAAGACUAAGUUGGCAUACCACACUUACAGUCUGACUAAGAAUCCUGUAGCUGCAGUAAAGAAACAGCUGAUGGAAUGGCUAAGAAACAAGCCAAUCGGAACAAGAUAGAUGUGAAUAUAAUCAUAAAAGUAACAGUCUGUGAAUUUUAUAUAGCAGUUAAUUGUUUUAUGCAUUUGAUUAGCCUGUUGAAGCCAGGAGGGCAAAUACACAUCCCAUAUCCACUGAUGUGAGGUGGAGACUGAGGUCCAAUGAAGGGAUCACCCCUGCCUUGGACCAUGACCCUCACCUCAACUAAUUUUGCAGGUCUUUUCUUCUCCUUCUCUCCUUUUCCUUCUCUUUUUCAUCCCCCUUUGAAGAACUUAUAUCUACCCUUUUUACCACAAUACUUUACCAUAAUACUGUGUAACCUUUGAUGCAUAGUACAUUUGUUUGUUUUGACCACUGACCACUCUGGAAAUCCACAAAAAAAAUUUACCUGGGGUCUUUUUGCCCAAGUUCCACCCUAUCGCCUUAUUUUGCAUACACCACAAAUUACCUUAGGUGUUGACAUGGCAGAAAAUUUUCAAUACAUAAAUAUGAGAUUUAGAUUAUUAAUAUUGCUUUGCAUAGAUGGCUCCACAAAAGUUUCAUCACUAAUUAUCAAUUACUAGACCUAUAUGAUCUCUCUGCUUACCCUUUUCCUUUCCAUGAUUUUUGGUAAUAAACAGAUAUAUCAUCAGAAGUAGUUGAUAUUCUUGGGCAUCCUGAAGCUUCCAUUUAUAGAGCUGGUUGGCAGCCCACUUUCACCAAGUCUCACCAUAACUGUUGGGAGAAUGUGAUGUCAUGGCAUUGUCUGUUGAUUUUUCAGGUGUGUUUGAGUGUAAUAAUAUAAGGACAAUAGACAGAUGUAAACUGAUUGGUCAGAAGAUCUCUGUCUGUUGACCCUAAAUUAUUAUCAUUAUUGUUAUACUCUGACUUUAUCUGUAGUACAGGUUUACGUAUUUGGUAGUGAAUGCUCUUCACAGGGUGAUAUAUAUAUGGUAUGUGUAAGUUUGGAGCAUAAUUUUCUGCUAAUGUGUGUGCAUUCUCAUGGGAUGCAGUUUUAAUGAUUGUGUCUUCUUUGUGUUGUGCCUUUGUGUCUUAACAGCAAGUAGCUCUGUGAGAUUGUGCAUUAGAGUGUGAGAAUGUAUUAUAGAAUGCAGUGAAGUGUGUGUGAUCAUAUCUACACAUUCACCUUGUUCUUUGUCCUGUCAUAGUAAGACCCAGUGUUUGUAUUUUUUUCUCUUCUUUCUGGUACUAGAUGACAUAGAUAUGACAUUUGUGCAUGAUGCUUCAGUUUUUCUUGUUGGUGGUAAAUGAAUUGUAUAUUUAGUAAUGUGUUGUCUGUCUUAUGUGUGUCUUAUUUGGUGGAGGUAGAGAUGAUGGCAGUGUUGAUGAUGAUGAUGGCAGAGUCAUGCAACAAUGUCCAUGUGUUGUGGCAUUCAGAAAUUAUAAAUUGUAGGCACUGGUUUCAAUCAGCUACCCCUUGUAGUGAUGUGCACCUGAAGUGAUGUCAUAAUUCUCAGGAGUUGCAGAACACAGAGCCACUACUGAAGUAAUGUCUGUGUUGCAAGUAAAGCAACACAACACCAACUUUCAAAGGUUCUGGCUAGUAAUAACUGGUGGAAUGUAGUAGCCAGUUAAAAAAAGGGGUAGUGACAGGCAUAAGUGUGCAUCUCCCCAGACAUGGUUCUCAGGGAACUCCAUAGGGUCUCUUCAGAGUACCACAAAGGUUAACCUUACAGUUAACUGCAAGAUGUUUGGUCUCAAUCUUUUUGGAGGGUCCAGCUACCACACAGAAGCUUCCCCUUUCCCACUGUCAGUAAUAUAGUAGGUGUAUUGAAACAUUUAGAGAGGAUUAUGGUAUACUUCAUUAAAUAUAGAAGUUUAACAGUCAGUCUUAAUAAUAAAUGUUACCAAAACCUUGUAAGACUGUACUUGUUUGCAUUGCAUUGUUGCAUUGGUACAUGCUAUCAACAUUAUAUCAUUGAAAAUAUCCC